AUGCCUUUCUAGCAAAGACAAUUCUCUACAUGGACUUCAUUUUUCUAAUCUAAAAAUAAACAAACAACAGAUAUAAAUGUUUAAUUGAGAGAAUUAGAUCCGAAAAAGGUUAAGUUGACAUUCAGCGAUAUUUGGCAAGAUUAUAAGCACUUCAAAUAAUCUUACUACUUUUUUUAGAAAUACGUUAUGGAAAGUGAAGAAUAAAAAGGUCAAAUAACUAUUGAUCCUAAGGAAUUCUCAUUAAAGAAAUGGUUUAUCGAAUUCUUCUGGACAAAUUCAGAUAAACAUGGAACAGUCACACCUCAAGCAUAUUUCUAUAAAAUUGUGUUCUUGAUAUUAGGUUAUGCAUUAUGGAGAUUAAGAAGGAAGCCUGCAGAAUACUAUUAUCAUUGGCAUGAUCCACUAGAAAAUCAAAUUAACCAAAAUCUGUAAGAAAACUAACAGAGACUUAAACAUAAUAAGAAAAUUGAUUAAUGGUGGAAAUAAGAAAAGAAACUUGCUGAGUCUUAUGAGUCUACAGCCAAGCAAUGA
This is a messenger RNA of Stylonychia lemnae, 531 nucleotides long. The record is from the annotation of a GenBank genome assembly. Lineage: Eukaryota; Ciliophora; Spirotrichea; Sporadotrichida; Oxytrichidae.